This is a messenger RNA of Linum tenue, 2531 nucleotides long. NCBI's taxonomy places the organism in Eukaryota, Viridiplantae, Streptophyta, Magnoliopsida, Malpighiales, Linaceae. The record is from the annotation of a GenBank genome assembly.
CGACAACAAUGGAGAAGAACACUCUGCCGCUAAUAACCGCUGCUAAGCUUCAUCUCCUUCUUCUCCAUCUUCUUCUUCUUCCUGCAGCAACUUCCCUCUCCUCCUCGGCACAUCCCAACGCAAUCAACGACGACUGCUCCGACAAGUGCGGCAACAUCACCGUCCCGUACCCUUUCGGAAUCGGCGACCCCAAAUGCGCAUUCUCCGACGCCUUCCUCCUCAAUUGCAGUUCCUCUGCCGUUCCGCCUGGACUUUUCUUCGGCAACAUCCCCGUCACCAACAUCUCAGUCGACGAAGGCACCUUCUCCGGCCUGAUUGACGGCGUCUACAGCUGCUACAACCAGACCGGACCGAUGGCGGACUACUAUUUCCAUCAGUGCGUCACGCUCGGGGGCGGACCCUUCCGAUUCUCCAACGUCCACAACAAGCUCACGGUCUUCGGCUGCGACACCGUCGCGUACAUGAGCGACGCCCGGGGAGUCCGGUUCGGCAGCGGCUGCAUCUCCCUCUGCGACGCGGCUUCCGCUGCCGACGACACCGCUUCCGACCCGUCGGCCUGCUCCGGAAUCGGGUGCUGCCAGAGCUUGAUUCCACCUGGAGUGAGGACGCUCAACUUCACGGUGGACAGCCCGACGAACCAUAGCGACGUCUUGGAGUCGAAUCCUUGCGAUUUCGCGUUCCUGGCCGAUGACAGGGUUUUCGAUUUCGGCAGGGUGAAGCUGGCGGAGUUUCCCGACCGGAAUCCGAGCAAUGCGAGCACGGCGAUCGAGUGGGUGGUGGAGGAGAAGACGUGCGAACAGGGGAGGUUGAAUUCGAGCUCGUACGCUUGUCGCGAGAAAUCGGAUUGCGUUUACUCCGAGAAUGGGAAUGGUUACAGGUGCUUGUGCAAGGCUGGGUACAGGGGAAACCCCUACCUUGGCUGCCAAGACAUCAAUGAAUGUGAGGAGCCAGAGAAGUACCCAUGCCAUGGACGUUGCAAGAACACAGAGGGGAACUACACUUGUAGUUGUCCAAUUGGGAAGCACGGCGAUGGCAAAGUUGCUUGCCAAGUAUCUUGUGUUACCACCAUUGUUGCAGUAACUGGAAGCAUCAUCUUGCUAUUCACGACCGUUCUUCUGACCUUCAUCAUGUACAGACGAAGAAAGCGAGAGAAGAACUUCUUGCUGAACGGCGGCAUGCUGUUAAAGCACCAAAGGGUGAGAAUCUUCACAGAAUUGGAGCUCUCCAAGGCCACCAACAACUACGACGCCACCCGCCUCCUUGGCCAAGGAGGAUUCGGCCAUGUCUACAAAGGAAUCCUGCCCGACAACACCCUCGUCGCGAUCAAGAAGCCCAAAUACUCUCUCGGCAAGUCUCAAACCAUCAACCAAGAAUUCCAGCACGAGAUCGCCAUCGUCUCCCAAGUAAAUCACAUUAAUGUUGUCAAGGUAGUAGGGCUCUGCCUCGAGACCAAGCUCCCGCUCUUGGUCUACGAGUUCAUCCCCAACGGUACCCUCUCCGACCACAUUCACAGGCAGAGAUCCAAUCUGAUGUCUACAUGGAAGAAUCGGCUGAGAAUCGCGACGGAGAUGGCUCAAGCGCUCGAUUACUUGCACUCGCUGGCGAACCCGCCAAUCAUCCACGGGGAUAUCAAGUCGACCAACAUUCUCCUGGACGAGAGUUUCCGGGCGAAAGUCGCCGACUUUGGCGCCUCUGUUCUAAUCUAUCCCGACCAGGCAACCGCCAUGGUUAGUAAGAUCCAGGGGACGUUGGGCUAUCUCGACCCGGAGUAUCUGGUGACGGGUAAUCUCACUCCGAUGAGCGACGUCUACAGCUUUGGAGUGGUCAUGGUCGAGCUUCUGACGGGGCGGAAGCCUUACUCUGUUUUCUCGCCGAGAACAGAGGAGAAGGGUAAUUUGAUUAUGUGUUUUUUGAAUUCAGUGGGGGGCAUGAAUUUGGGGGGGAUCGUGAAUCUUGAGGUGAUUCGAGAAGGGGAGAUGGAGGAGAUUGAGGCGUUCGCUGAGGUGGCACGGCGGUGCCUGAAUUCCAGCGGGAUUGGACGACCGGCGAUGAAGGAGGUGGCGGAGGAGCUUGGGCAGCUGAUGAGGAAAUUGAACGAACAUGAUGUGGGGUCUCAUGAUCGGACGGGUGAUAAUGAUGAGGAAGGUAAUGGUGGUGAAUCUUUUUCGUCUAUCAUUGGGUGUACGGAAUUUUGGACAGGGAGGACGGAGCGGCCGGCGGUGGAAACUCAGAGCAUCGUUGCUGUGGAUGUGGAGUAAAACGAGAUCUUCCGGUGAUGAAAGCAUGCCGGGGCACAAGACAGAGCUAUUGGGCUUGAUACGUCAGGCCCUAAACUAAUUGAUAAAAUGGGCUAAACAAUGCAGCAGCCUACAUUCUUCUUGAUUCACGUGGCAUAGGGCCCACUUAUAUUUCUUUUCUUGUAAACCGACCAUCAGAAAUUGAAUUUGUGAAAUGUCUACCAGAAUGGCGUAAGUAAAUUUAACAUUUUCGCAUAUCUCACAUUGUCACAAGUCUCAAUAAAGUCAUGUUAG